Mauremys mutica (yellowpond turtle) is the source of this 4379-nucleotide messenger RNA. RefSeq names its product dishevelled binding antagonist of beta catenin 3 (gene DACT3). The transcript has 4 exons. The record is from RefSeq and is a predicted model, not a curated record. Gene Ontology annotation, biological process: negative regulation of canonical Wnt signaling pathway. Gene Ontology annotation, cellular component: cytoplasm. NCBI's taxonomy places the organism in Eukaryota, Metazoa, Chordata, Testudines, Geoemydidae. The coding region runs from base 356 to 2284 and encodes 642 amino acids.
ACUUGUUUCUCUCCUUUUUUUGUUGUUGUGUGUUCUGUCUGUCUUAUCCCCACGUAACCCCGUCCGUCCGUCCCAUCACACCUCUCCUUUUCCCUCUCCCUCCUUCCUGUUCGAUUUCGCCUGUCCGUUUCCUUCUCUCUCACUCCUCCUCGCGCCGGUUUGAAAUCUCCCCGGAACCGACGGACCGGGGCUGACGGCGGCCCGGGCUGUGGGCUGAUGACACCUUUUUAUGCACUGGCUUGUAACCAGGACGCUGUUCAAUUGACGUGGGGUGUUAAGAGUUUGCCUGAACUUGGCGGCGCUGAUGCUUUAGGGAUCCAGGUUUAAUGUCUGCUGGGAUGCGCUGCCUGGGCUGAUGUGGGAACUGGAGCAGCAAGUGGGGGGGCUGCGGCUGUACCCCGAAAAGGCCUGCGGGGAGGCAGCCGAGACGGACAGCUGGCCCAGCUCGGGUUUCUACGAGGGGGCCUCCUCCGCGGUGGCCUCAGACUCGCCAGCCUCCGGCUUCGGGGACUCUUCCGGCUUCCCCUCCGUCUCCGGCUCCUGCUCCCGCAUUGGCCAGGCCGAGUCGCGUGGCAGCUACGCCAGCGAGCGCCCCAAAUCCGUGGGCGAGGUGGGCAGCAGUGGCAAAGACAGUGCCGGGCGGGGCAUGGUUCCCCGCUCCUACUCGGCCCCCUACUCCAGCUCUCAGGACUACCCCUCCGAGCCGCCCCCGCGCCUCCCGCCCCGGGACAGCCUGGAUCCCUUCCUGUACCCCAGUCCCCUUCACGCUGUGGCCAUGCAGAACCCGCUGCUCCGCGGCCGCCUCUACGACGCUGCCCCCUUCUCGCCGGGCCUGGCCUAUGGGGCGGAGCAGGUCGGGGGGCUGGAGGAGUUCGGGGGGCAGGAGCUGCCCUGUUACCCCGAGGCCGCGCACUGCCACAAGGUGGAGAGCUACAUCUCGCGGCUGAUCCGCCGGCGCAGCCAGCUGGCGCGGGGCGGGAAACCCCGGACUAGCCUCAACGCUGAGCCGCCCGCCAAGGCGGUGGCCCGCCAGAACAGCCUCUGCAAGAGGCCCUCGGAGCUGCUGGCCCCACCGGCGGAGCGCAAGCACCCCCCGGCCAUGGAGCGGGGCAGCAGCACCCCCUCUCCCUGCGGCUACGAGGGUGGGGCCGGCGCGGCCGCCCGGAUCUGGUCGUCUUGGGACGCCGCGGCCGAGAGGACGCUGGUCGGCAAGGGGGCCCCCGAAGGCUACGCCCCCCCCCACUCCAGCCUCAAGAAGCCCCCCAAGCUGCAGGCGCUGGCCCACCUCCGGCCUGCCCUGUCGGUGGAUCACUACGAGGAGGGGCCGGGCGAGGAUUGCGCCCAUGCCAGGAACGGCCAGGAACCCCCUCCCUACGAGGAGCUGGGGGGCCGCCUCCCGCUGGCCUGCACCGAGGACGGGGCCUGCCAGAUGGUGAAGGCCCAGUACAUCCCGGCCCAGCAGCCCCCCCGUGCCCAGCAGGCCCAUCGAGGCGCCAAAAAGAAGCCCCCUCCCCUCACCAAGGGGCGCUCGAUGGAGCUGUCACCAGAGCGGGCCCUGGUGACAGCCAGGGAGAGGCCUCGGGCAGCGGCGAUGCCCAAGAAGUGCCGCUUCACCGAGGAAGGUGGGGAAGUGCCAGGGGGGCGCCGGGCGAGUGCCAGGAAAGGCUCCCCCCGAGGCAAGAAGGCAGCGCGCUCCCAGUCGGAGAACAGCCUCCUGAACAAGCCGGGCGCCUCGGGCACCAAGUACCACACGGUGGAGCGGGACGAGGUGGUGCUCAAGCCAUCCCGGCAACGCCGCCCCCACCCCGGCGCCGCUGGCUACCGGAAGUGGCGCUCGACGGCGGAGAUCUGCCAGGAGGAGGCGGGCGCUGGGGAGCCACGGCGGAGCCGGCGGGCGGGGCGGAGCGGGCCAGGCGCCGCCUCGCCUCCCCGCAAUGUGCUGUACGGCUACGCCGGGAGCGACUCGGAGUGCUCGGGCGGGCGGGGCGGCGGGGCGCGGCGGGCCCCCGUGUGCCGGCUGGAGGAGGGGCUGGCUUACGGCGACAGCGAGUCCAGCCUGAGUGAGGGCGGCUCGCCCGCCUUCAGCACCGGCUCCAGCGACACGGACGAGAGCAGCGGGCUGGUGUGGCCCCAGCAGCUCUCGCCGCAGCUGGUCGCCAGCGCGGGGCCCAGCCAGGCCGGCGGGCGGCCCAAGGUUUUUGUCAAGAUCAAGGCCUCGCACGCCCUCAAGAAGAAGAUUAUGCGCUUCCGAUCGGGCUCCCUGAAAGUGAUGACAACGGUGUGAGAUCCUGGGCUGGAGGGGUCUAAUCCCCCCCCCGUUGCCCCCUGCAGCCUCGGGGUGCCCCCGACCCACACCCUCUCCAGCCUUCUCCACCCCCCCAACCAACUCUGCCCCAUACCGCCCUGGCCGGGCGCAGUCUAACCCAUUCCCGCUCUAUGCCCCCUGCCUGGUGGUGCCCCCCAACAAACCCUGCCCCAUACCCUCCUGGCCUGGUGGGGGCACUGACCCCCCCCAUCUACUCCCUCCAGCUUGGAGUAUCCCCUGACCCAUACCCCUCCAGCCUGAUCCACCACACUCCAUACCCCGUGGCCUUUUGGGGAGGGGGGGUUGACUCACCCCCCCCCAUCUACCCUCCCAACCUGAUCCAACCCCUCCAGGAUUAUCCAGACCACCCCCACCCUCAGCCUGGGAAUGUCACUUGCCCCAACCCCCACCCUGACCCGCCCUAGCCUGGGGGUUCCCCUUGACCUCUUAUUCCACCCCCCAGCCUCGCAGGCCCCUGACCCAUCCUGGAUCCAUGCACCCCCAGCCUGGGGCCCCCCUCACCUCAUGCCCCCCACCCCUACUUGCCUUGGGAGGGGCAUGUCAUUCUUCCCUCCCAGCCAGCUUUGGGGCCCCUCUGAUCUCCUUUCCCGCUGGUCCAGUUCUCCUCCCCGGGUUGCCAAUUUUGGUUGGCCGUAUUUCAUCACAUGCCAUCAUCUUUAAUUAAAGAUUCGUCUUUAAUUCCUGGAGACUCCAGGAGAAUCCUGGAGGGGUGGCAACCCUUUCUCCUCCCCCUUUGCCCUACUCCCAGAUCCUCCUCCCCAAACCCUUCCCUGCCUGGCCCCGUGAUGCAAACAUCAGGCCGGAAGCUGGUCGGUUCAAGCCCCCAGGUUUCAUUUUUAGCAGAGGUGCAAGGUGCCCCCCUCGCCCCCUUACCUGUCUGCAUGGGCGGGGGGAUGCCAUGAUGGGGCAGGGGGCGCUGGCUGCUAGGGGUCAGUGGGUUACAUUGCAGCUGGGCAGCUGGUGCUAAAAUUAAUUCGGGAGGGAAUUGGGUGGGGGAGCUGCAGUCUGCCCUGGCUUCCCUUCACCAUUGUUCGUGAGCACUCACUUCCCUGGUGCGAGACCCUCGCUGCCAACCCCACUCCUGUCCCAGAGGAAAUGGCACUGGGGGAACCUUUUAGUGGGAAAAUCCUGAGGCCGAGCUGCAUCGGAGACGCUAACGGUGAAACUGGGGCACUAGUGAAAUUGUGGGUGCUGGGGUGACACCCCCUGCAUGGGGUGGUGAGCUGCGUUUGGGGCGCGAGCCAGGAGGUUGUGACGCUGAUGUGAUCAUGUCUGAACGGACGAGCUCUUUGGGUCUGUUAAUGGUGAUGCUGUGGGCACUAGUGAGCUUGUGCCCACACUCUGGCGGCUGGUACCGAGUCAUGGCUGGGGCACGAGCACUGUCAUCGUGCCCCACUAGUGUCACGAGCAUUGUAAUCAUGCCCCACUAGUGUUCAUCGGCUUGCAGAUUUUGCAGCCUGCUGGGAUCUGGACCCCACCAGGCUCACACCGGAAGACACCAUGAGCCCGGGAGCUGCUCACCAUCCCCCUCCGCGGCCGGGGCUGAGACUGACUCAGGGCAGCAUUUGGGGUGCAGGUGUGGGUUCCCCCUGCCCGGGGUUGUGCCCAUUCUGAGGCUAGACCAGGAAGGACCCCUUUCCAAGGGUCACCAUCUCAGCAGCGAUAAAAUUCCCAUCCCCAGAUGUGUGGGUUUCAUCUCUGCCAGGGAGGGGGUGGGAGCCCAGGGCUGGUUACUGAGGAGAUCCAGCCUGUUCCGUUACAUCGCUACCCUGAAAUAGACGCCCGUGCCCGCUACACAGAUAAUUAACUUGCCAACAGGAACACAGCUUGUGUUCUACCCCUGCCACCCGGCCCUGCUAGCGGGGGAACGGCUGGGCCAGCACUUCCGUGGAGCGACGUUCACCCCGUCGCAUGCUUUUUAAAGGAACGUAUUUAUUAUUCUGAUUUUGUAACGUAACUCCCCUGGAGUCUGCGCUGUACAUAGGUACCUCCCUGGAGUCUGUGGCAAAGCCCCCUGCCAGUCUUGUAUUUCUAUAUAUAAUUUCCCCCUCCU